This is a messenger RNA of Stegodyphus dumicola, 3210 nucleotides long. RefSeq lists its product as uncharacterized. Gene Ontology annotation, cellular component: nucleus. The record is from RefSeq and is a predicted model, not a curated record. NCBI's taxonomy places the organism in Eukaryota, Metazoa, Arthropoda, Arachnida, Araneae, Eresidae. Gene Ontology annotation, biological process: regulation of transcription by RNA polymerase II; cell development; neuron differentiation. Gene Ontology annotation, molecular function: RNA polymerase II cis-regulatory region sequence-specific DNA binding; DNA-binding transcription factor activity, RNA polymerase II-specific.
UUCACAGGCGAACGGUUUCGACUUGAAAGACAAUUUGGAAGCGUGGCGAAGUCUCCCGUAUGCAGCAUCUAUGUAUUAUCCUUACGACUCUGCAGCUUUAGCGGGCUAUCCAUUUCCUAACGGAUACGGUGUUGAUCUGAAUGGGGCUCGACGUAAAAAUGCAACGCGAGAGACGACGAGCACCUUGAAGGCGUGGCUGAACGAACAUCGCAAGAAUCCUUACCCAACGAAAGGAGAGAAGAUCAUGCUGGCCAUUAUCACAAAGAUGACCCUCACCCAAGUGUCCACCUGGUUUGCUAACGCUCGACGGAGGCUGAAAAAAGAGAACAAAAUGACGUGGUCGCCAAGAAACAGAUGCGAGGAUGACGAUCUUGACGACAGAGACGAAACGGACCAGAGGAUCAAAGACUCAGACAGCAAAAGGGUGGACAAAGAAUCUGAAGGGGACCGACGAAGAGAUGAUCAUCAUCACACGCGGCAAGGAACAGGAUCUGAUGAUGGAAAGAUGGACUUUGUGGAUGUGGACGACGACUGUAAAUCUUGUGCAUCUACUAGUACCGAUGGCCAUGUUAUUACCAAUAGUUCGGACAAGGAAAACUGUUCUCUUCUCAAACCCCACCGGGUUCCUAGCCCUAUUUCGGACGCCUCUUUAGGGUCUGAGGAUUCUGAAGAAUCCUCGCAAAAUUCCUCGAUGCCCCACCCCGCGCCUACAGAACUGCCUCCUCAGAGCCAACAACAGAAGCCUCGAAUAUGGUCGAUAGUGGACACAGCAACUUCGACGCAAGGGCCCAGUUCCUCCAACCUUCCUCCCGGUGCUUCCUCGAGACUAAGUCCCUUGCAGAGGGCGGCCUACCUCAGCCCCUAUCCUAAACCAGCUUCGUGGUACGCCGGCACGCUCGGCAAUCUCAGUGUAGUGACCAGCGUUGGGGGCACGUUCCCUCUUUCUGCAGUGUACUCUUGCCCACCUAUUGGCGGGGCCCCUACGGGGGCUACUCCGUCUCUUGCCGAAUCGUCGGCGGUGUCAUCGCUCAACAGGCUAAGGACAGCUGCGGCCGCCUUUCCCACCGCUGCUACUGCAGGGGAACUGUCUUUACACAAAGCGGUUGUGGCGGCAGCUGCUGCGGCAGGGUCCUCGCCCCCACCCUCCGUGUUCAAUUUAGCCACGAAGAUGAGUGGAGGACCUCUUCUUACAGGUAGUGACCAACAGCAGCAACAUCCUGGAUCAGUAUCGCGGUCAUCAUCAUCAAGUGGUUCGGCUGCCGCCAUUGCGGCCAUGGCCAGCAGUACCGCUAACAGUGUCAUCAACAGCGGUCCCAGUCAAGGCCGUGUGAUCUCCUAAUGUAUUAUAAUUAAAAAUCAAGUGGGACUUCUCAGACACGACAUGAUGUCGCAUUGAUCUGAUACAAAAUCAUGUUAGCACUCCAGGCAGUGAAUUCUUGACCACCCAGAGCAUAUAAUUAGAGAGAACAAAAUAAAAAGGUGUUUGAGAGGAAAUGUGACCAAAUUUAUAUAGAUAAAUGCUUAGACAUUUCUAUAUUAUUCGCUACUUAACUGCACAACAAAGAGUACUUUAAGUAUCGUAACCUCAAAUGCUAUUAGAAAUUUCCUGAGGCUAAAUCUUUGUUUUUAAUACUUACUUGGAAAAACCUUAGAUUUCCAAAGUGAAACAUUUCUUAAUCUGCUUCGUUAAAAAUGGCAAAGGAAUUUUUUUUUUAUCUUAUACCUUACUAAAAAAUAUUGAGCAAUAAAAUUUUAAUCACUUUCCUAGAAAUAUCGUCUAAUAAAAUCUUUGGAAGUCCAUGUGACAAAAAUAUCUUUUUAACCUCUCUUUAUUAGAUUUGGAUAGCAAAUAGUAUAUACAGGUUAUAAAUGCAAUAAACAAAAUUAAAUUUAUUAUCAUUUCCUCACAUUUCGUACUUGUAAGUUAGAAAAUGAAACAUCUUUGCGGAUACUAUUUUAAACAAUUUAGUUUUCAAUAAUUAUCACAAUUUUUGUCAAUAAAUAUUUAUCAAAAACUGCAAAGUUUCUAUCAUUUUUUACUCUUUUGUAUGCUUUUGAUGCGGAACGUGUUAUUGCUCUGGAAAAAUCAAGUAAAACACUGUCUUUCAUGCUAUUCGGGUGAUCCAAUGGAUUAUAAGCCCGAUAAGAAAACGAGCAACGUUCCUCAUUAAUGUAUUAUAAUUUACACACUUACGUGGAUGGACUACGGAUUUAUCACAUAUGCGUUGAUAUCAGCUGCAUAAUAGACCUUACAACUAGCUUGAUAAACUUUGCAGGCUCAGUUAACAAGUUCCAUACUCUAGCACUUGAAGAAGAGAAAUACGAAAGAUCAGUUCUCUCUUUAUCCUGAUUUCUGUUAGAGAAUUAUUACGAAGAAAAUAUUACUGAGUUCCGGUUCUUGAAAGGCCUUCUCAUAUCAUAUUCACUGAUGAUUGUGAAUGCUUUGGAAAAGUAAUUACCUUUUAACAGUGAAAAUAUUUUUCACUUGCAAAGACGGAAAAACUGAAAAAAAAAAAAAAAAGUGAAUGCUAAGGAAUAAAGAAUGUUAGAGAGUGUGUUUUAAAAUUUAUUGAAAUGCAGAGUAACUUAAAUAAAUCCUUUUUAGUGCAUAUAAAAUAGCAAUUUUAUUUACUUAUAAACUUGCACUUAAGUAUUAAUUUUGAACGAAUGAUUUCCUUAAAUAUCAGUGACUGUGAUAUGAAUGAAUUUUUGCUUCGAAAAUCACUAAAGUUUGCCUAUUCAUUGAGUUGAUGUAUGAAGGACGAAACUCUGGAAAAGUUGCUGCUUCUUCGUGGACGGAAUAACGUAAAAAUUACGCACUCUCAUUUCAACAGAGGAAAAGAAAAAAGCCAAAUGUUUUUCCUAAUAGGACUUUUGUUCAUUAUCAAUGUAACUGCGCUUUUAUAAACCAAAGCUUGUAAAUAGUCGACAUAAGAUAGAUAAAUAUAUGUGUACAAAUGUUGUUUUUUCGCCUGCUUUAUGGACAUAAAAUAUAAAGGAUAACACCAGCAGGAACUGGAAUUUAAUUUAUUUCUUCGCCAAGGAUGUGAGAUAUUGACUAGUGAUAUAACAAAAAUGGCGGUUUAUUGACUCCCGAAUUGCUGAAACCCCCUUACCCGUAUUUCUGUUUUCCCUUUUGGAAUUGCCAUCUCCUUGUUGUCAAUGACAAACUCUGUUUAUGUAUCAAUAAAUGAAAAAGUGUUUCCUUUA